Molecule: messenger RNA, 2138 nt
Organism: Fundulus heteroclitus (mummichog)
Lineage: Eukaryota; Metazoa; Chordata; Actinopteri; Cyprinodontiformes; Fundulidae
Gene: mmd
Product: monocyte to macrophage differentiation-associated
Exons: 7
Coding region: 401-1120 (239 amino acids)
Cellular component (GO): membrane
Molecular function (GO): pore-forming activity
Source: RefSeq, a predicted model, not a curated record
GCACAGCGGGGCGGUAUUGCUUCUAUUGACCGGGGGGCGGGCUGCUUGCUUUCGGGGCGCUCCGGGCUUCCACCUGUCAGCUGCUGGUGCUCAUGGAUGUUUCCAGCUGACAGAAGAGGCGUUGACUCGGUGUUUCCAGCAGAAUGGCGCUGAGAAAAAGACUAAAAUGGAGCUUUAGUAGCGGGCGAAGUGAUGUCGGCGGUGCCUUGUAGCUGCUGCUAGCUUGUAGCAUGCUAGCCGGAUGUUAGGCCUUUGGCUUCCUGUGGCUCCUCGGACAGGUUUAUUGUUUUAGUCCUCCUGAAAUAAAGCAGGUCUUUGUUGUUUUUAUUCGCUGCACAAAAAGGCUUUUUUUUUUUUUUUUUUUUUACUUCUCUCCGUGGACAAAAAAAAAGGAACCGAUAUGAAGCGUAUUAACAGUUUUCAAAGAUUCAUGAACAGACGGGCUUCUGCUAACUGCCGCUACCAGCCCACCGUCUACGAACAUGCUGCAAACUGCUACACUCACGCCCUCCUCAUCGUGCCGGCCUUCGUGGGCAUGACGCUGCUGCACUGCCUGUCCGACAACAACUGGGAGAGGGUCACGGCCUGGGUGUACGGGCUGGGCCUGUGCGCCCUCUUCGUGGUCUCCACCGUCUUUCACAUCAUCACCUGGAAGAAGAGCCACAUGAGGUCGGUGGAGCAGUGCUUUCACAUGUGUGACAGAGUGGUCAUCUAUUUCUUCAUCGCUGCCUCCUACACGCCUUGGUUGAACCUGCGAGAACUCGGCCCCUUGGCCGCUCACAUGCGCUGGUUCGUGUGGCUCAUGGCUGCUGCCGGAACCAUUUAUGUUUUCAACUACCAUGAAAAGUAUAAGCUGGUGGAGCUGGCCUUCUAUUUGACCAUGGGAUUUUUUCCUGCUUCGGUCAUAACAUCAAUGAGCAACACGGACGGUCUGCACGAGCUGGCGUAUGGAGGACUCAUCUACUGCCUCGGCGUGUUCUUCUUUAAGAGCGACGGCGUCAUCCCCUUCGCCCACGCCAUCUGGCACGUGUUCGUGGCGCUGGCUGCGGCCGUGCACUACUACGCCAUCUGGAAGUACCUGUACAAUGCUCCCGCUUCGGAGUCCCUCCUCCAGUCCUGACCAGCUGCCCCCCACCCCCCCACACACACCACCACACUGCCCACUCAGGCUGCAACAGUAAAAGUUUACGACAACAACAACCUUUACUUGUUUACCGUUUUCUAACCAGGAGGAGAACAGCUUUAUGGUCUCCUCGGAUUAAAAAUGCGCGUUUUCUAAUGAGCCUGAUCCAGAGCUGCGACUCAUUCGGCUUUUUUAACCACUUGAAGUGAGUAACGUUCUUCAUUAAAGGUCGAGUCAUUAGGAGAAAAACAGAGUAAGGUGCUAAAAAUCUGCGUUAAUCAUUAGCUCUUUAUUUUGUUUUUUUCCAUUAAAAGAAACCAAGGCAGCAGCAGAAAUCAGAUUUGGAUUAAAAGUGGUCGGCUUAUUUUCAUGUCAUGUUAGCAGGACGUCGGCUAAAAGCUCAACGUCUUUUCCUGAUCUAAAGAUUCCUCUUCCAAACUGUCCCUGUGCACUUUUUAGGCUCCUCGCUCUGGUCCAGAGUUUCUCCUACGAGGUGUUGGCGCCCCCUGCUGGUAGCUGCUGAGUGGGAGCCUCCUCAGUAUUUCAGUGUAGAGGAGAGGCGGGAUGUUAAUGAGCCCAGUUCUUUUUUUUUUUUUAAUAAUGUGAAUAAUGUGUCUGAGCGCUGUUGUCCGGCGGAACAUUUCCUGUCGUGUCUGUUUUUGAUUAUAUAUAUUUUAUUUUUUUUGCACUGCUGCUUCGAACCGCAUUUCAGAUCAUGAGGACGUUCUGAUCAGAGCUCGUUUUUUUGUACAUCUGCUUCCUGUGUCGUGUUUCUCCUCCUAGCGAUGUCUGAAACUGAAUCUCUGCACAUGAUGUAAUAAUCAGGACUCUUGGAAGUCCUUAACUUGGCUGUUUUGUAUGUUUCUAUCGUCUGUCGACUAUAUGAUCCUGGCCUUCAGCAGAGAAAUACUUGCUUUAAUUUUGUCUGUUUCACUGGUUGGUGAUGGUGCUGCAUAAAACACGAACGCUCCUCUGCUGUGCUGAAAACUUGGUGACAAUAAAGACAACGUCUGCA